AUGACCCAACCCCGCGAACCCGACACCGAUCCGACCCAAAAGAAGCCCGCCGGAGCCACCGCAAUGAGACUGAUAGUGCCACUCCAAGGCGUCGUCCAAGGCAGAGGUGGCCUUAUCCUCGGCUCUCUUAUCCCCUGUGCUCUCUUCUACUUCCUCCAGCUCUACCUAAAACGACACCGUCCCUCCAAACCCCCAUCCAGCCCUCCUUCCCCAUCCCACUCCUCCUCGAACAUCGCCGAGCUCCAGAGAACCUCGUCGCGGUCCAACUUGUCCAACCGUGGAUCCAUGGGGCGGGUACGGGUAUCCUCCCGGGCGAGUUGGAUUGCGAAGCCAAACGACUCCCCGUAUUAUAUAGGGUUGGAUAGGGUUUUGGAGGACCCGUACGAUAGGGUGGACAAUCCGAAUGGGGUUAUUCAGCUCGGGUUGUCCGAAAACAGGCUGUGUUUGGAUUUGAUUGAGAAAUGGAUUACGGAGAAUUUGACGCAAUCAAUUUUCGGAGAAGACGGUGGUGAUUUGAACAUAAGUGGGAUUGCGGCGUACCAGCCGUUCGAUGGAAUGACUGAGCUCAAAGUGGCUAUGGCAAGUUUCAUGUCUCAGGUUAUGCGAAAAUCAGUGUCAUUUGACCCAUCAAAAAUAGUGCUAACAUCUGGUGCAACCCCUGCAGUUGAGAUAUUAAGCUUCUGCUUAGCAGACCAUGGAAAUGCAUUUCUCGUUCCUACACCUUAUUAUCCUGGUUUUGACAGGGAUAUAAGAUGGCGGGCAGGAGUGGAGCUGAUUCCCGUUCACUGUCGCAGCACUGACAACUUCGCUUUAAAUAUAACUGUUCUUGAACAAGCAUACAAUCAGGCUAGAAAACGAGGAGUAAAAGUGCAGGGAGUUCUCAUUUCUAACCCUUCGAAUCCUGUUGGUAAUUUACUUUCACGGGAAACACUGUGCAGUCUUUUAGACUUUGCCCAAGAGAAGAACAUCCAUAUCAUUUCUGAUGAAAUAUUUGCUGGGUCUAUGUAUGGAAGUGAGGAGUUUGUAAGCAUGGCAGAAAUUAUUGACACCGAAGAUUUUGACAAGAACAGGGUUCACAUAAUAUAUGGGCUAUCAAAAGACCUAUCUAUUCCAGGGUUUAGGAUUGGGGUUUUAUAUUCAUAUAAUGAGAGUGUUUUGACUGCUGCUAAAAGGUUAACAAGAUUUUCUCCCAUUUCUUCUCUGACCCAGCGGCUUAUUAUUUCGAUGCUCUCGGAUGCAAGAUUCAUUCAGGAAUACCUAGAGAUCAACAAAAGGAGGAUACAAAGUAUAUAUGAAUUAUUUGUGGCUGGUUUGCAACAAUUAGGAAUCAAGUGUGCAAAGAGCAGCGCUGGCUUAUACUGUUGGGCUGAUAUGAGUGGAUUAAUUCGCUCUUAUGGUGAGAAAGGGGAACUCGAGUUAUGGGAUAAGCUGUUGAACAUUGCCAAGAUCAAUGUGACUCCUGGGUCAGCCUGCCACUGCAUAGAACCAGGAUGGUUCAGAUGUUGUUUUACUACUUUGACUCCAGAGGAUGUUCCUGUAGUUAUAGACCGAAUCCGAAAAGUUACUGAAACAAUUAAGUCGUCCGGUUAG
Messenger RNA from Prunus armeniaca (apricot), 1590 nucleotides. The record is from the annotation of a GenBank genome assembly. NCBI's taxonomy places the organism in Eukaryota, Viridiplantae, Streptophyta, Magnoliopsida, Rosales, Rosaceae.